Acanthosepion pharaonis is the source of this 1854-nucleotide messenger RNA. Lineage: Eukaryota; Metazoa; Mollusca; Cephalopoda; Sepiida; Sepiidae. The record is from the annotation of a GenBank genome assembly.
AUGAUUAGCAAAGAAAUUGAUGACAUGAAACGAGAAAAGCUUCAGCUGGAAAAAGAAAAGUCCCAACGUGAUGCUGAUAUCAAAAUAAAGAAUGGUGAAGUCCAAGCCUUGCAGAAAGAUUUGGAUGCCAUCACAGCCACCCUUCAUCAACUUGAGAACCAGAAGAAAGAAGCCCAGAAGCGGUUAGAUGAAUUAGAUGACAAGCGUUCCAACUUGGAGAGUAAUGUGAAAGAAAUGAAAGACAAGUGUGAUGAAGAACAACGCCAGAUUGAUGAAUUCAAAAUGAAAAUAUCUAACCAAGAGAAAUCUGUUCAAGAGCAAGAAGAGGAGUUAAAUAACUUGCGUUCAGAGUUGAAUCGCUUGCGGGAUGAAGAGACCAACUUGGAAGCAGAAGUUGCUGAGAAGAAGGCAUAUUUAGAGACAUUGAUAAAAAAUCAAAAAGAUACCCAGUUACAGAUAAGCCAGACCAAGAGCCGUCUUCAGAAUCUUCAGGACCAGCAGCGGGGGGUCGGCCAAAGCAUUGCCAACUUCAACUCGCAGGUCAAUGGAGAAUUUGCGUCCUUCCCUUCAGCAGCUGGUGAGGCUGACCAGUUCAGCAACUUGGCUACUGCUGGUAGCAGUCCCAUCAGCAUCGGUGCUUUCAGUCAUGGCUCCAGCAUGGAUGAAUUCCGAGAUGAUCCUUUCAAAGGCAAGGAUCCUUUUGCCAAUGCUGGUAUGGAUGUUGCUCCUGCUGCAGACCCUUUUCAAAAUGAAGACCCGUUUAAAGGAAGCGAUCCUUUCACCCAAGACCCCUUUGCAUCCGAAGACCCUUUCAAAGAUGCAUUUCCGGUGGCUGAUAAUGAUUCUUCUGCCUUUCCUAAGGUCCCUGAGAGCACCUCAAGCCCACCACCUCAAGAGGAUGAUCCUUUUAGCCAAAUUGGUGCUGAUCCUUUUGAAAGUGCUUUUUCAAAUUCGAGUAAAAAAUCAAAUGCUGACCCUUUCGCAGCGUUCAGUAGCCAAAACACCAAAACAAGUGUGCAGAGUCUGUCCUCAUAUUUGCAUUCAUAUCUCUCUCUAGUCUGUUUUUCUGUUUCUACUAGAUUCUCUGGUCUUUUUCCCCACUUCUCUAGUCUUUUUAUUUCCCUUUCCCCCUUGGUCCUUUUUUUUUUCUUUUUCCCCCUUCUCUGGUCCUUUUUUUUUUUUUUUUUUUUCCCUUUGCUGGUCAUUUUUUUUUUUUUCUUUUUCCCCUUUGCUGGUCAUUUUUUUUUUUUUCUUUUUCCCCUUUGCUGGUCAUUUUUUUUUCUUUUUCCCCUUUGCUGGUCCUUUUUUUUUCUUUUCCCCUUUGCUGGUCCUUUUUUUUUUUUUUUUCCCUUUGCUAGUCCUUUUUUUUUUUUUUUCCCUUGCUAUCCUUUUUUUUUUUUUUUCCCUUUGCUGGUCCUUUUUUUUUUCUUUUUCCCCUUUGCUGGUCAUUUUUUUUUUCUUUUUCCCCUUUUCUGGUCAUUUUUUUUCCCCCUUUGCUGGUCCUUUUUUUUUUUCCCUUUGCUGGUCCUUUUUUUUUCCCCUUUGCUGGUCCUUUUUUUUUUCCCCUUUGCUGGUCCUUUUUUUUUUUCCCUUUGCUGGUCCUUUUUUUUUUCCCCCUUUGCUGGUCCUUUUUUUUUCCCCCUUUGCUGGUCCUUUUUUUUUUCCCCUUUGCUGGUCCUUUUUUUUUCUUUUUCUAUUUUUCUGGUCUUUUUUUCCCCUUUUUCCUUUCCUAGUCUUUUUUUUUUUUUUUUACCCCCUUCUCUGAUCUAUUUUUUUUCCUUUUUUCUUAUUUCUCUGGUUUUUCUUAUUUUCUCUGUUCUUCUUUCUCCUCCUCUCUCUAUCUUUACUUCUUAA